GGGAAUUGAAGGGGGGGAAGGGGAUCUUUCUUUUUCUUUGUUUGUUUGGCAUUUGGUUUUUGCUUUUGCUUUGCUUUCUUGGGAUCACUUUCCUUGGUAUAAUCAUAGUGAGAAAGACGAAUAAUGGAAACUGGAACCCAGACCCAAAGAUCAUCAGGAAGAGGGGAGGAUUAUGAAGUUCAAGUGUCGUUCCACCUCUCAAAUGAUCCACACCACAUCCACGAAAUGGGAUUUGUGCAGUUGGAAGAGCACAGCCAGGUUUUGAGCUUCUUGGCACCCAACAACAACAACAACGCCACCAAUAUGCCACCUCCUCCCUUUACUACUACUUCUCCCCAUUCCAACAUCCUCCCUCGACCACCUUCUUGGACUAAUCACCAGCUGCCUGGAACACUGGAUCCCAAGCCCGGUAAUGACGAAAACUGCACGGCUACUGCUACUGAUGCCACCAAUUCAUGGUGGAGAAACACAAACGCGGAUAAGAGUAAGGUGAAGGUAAGGAGAAAGCUGAGAGAACCACGUUUCUGUUUUCAGACCAGAAGCGAUGUUGAUGUGCUGGACGAUGGCUAUAAAUGGAGAAAAUAUGGCCAAAAAGUUGUCAAGAACAGCCUUCAUCCUAGGUACUACCCAUCCUUACCUCCUUCUCCGAUCCUCCUACCCUUGUUUUUCUUCUUUCUUUUAAUACAUAUUAUCGCAUCCCUCUCUCGCAUCCCAUGCACCACUACUGCCACCCAAACCCUUAUGUUCUUUGCUAAUAUAACAUCCACCAUUCACUUUCCAUUCUUUUCAAUUAUAUGAUCACUACCCUAACUUUGAAUUUAAUUUAUCUACACAACUUAGCUUCUUCAUGAUCGCAUAUUAAUUUCAUGCAUCAUCGAGUCUCCUUGCUAUUUUAAUUUUGAGAUGAAAUUAAUUUUUUUAAAUCUAGAUUCACGAGUGUAGAAUAGAACAGAUUAAAGUUGUUUGACGUGUUGGGAGAGAUUGAUUAGUUAUGACGCAAAUUAAGGCAUACGGAUUAUUGUCAUAAGUUGCAUUGCAUUGUAUGUGUAUAUAUAUAUGUAUAGCAUGUAUGUAUUAUCAUGAGUUGUUAAUGAUGCGCGAUAGAGAGAGGUUAAUGACAAAAGCACGAAUGGAAUGAUAAAACAAUUGAUUAGUUAGUAUAGAAAAUAGAUAUAAUAUAUACAUAUACAUGUAUGUAGAGAGAGAGGAUAAAAUAAUUAGGAGAAAGAGAAGUGAAGAGGGGGGUUUUGGGGGUUUGGGUAGUUCACAGUUCAGUUUCAGUAGUAGGCAGAUUGGGAAUGAUUAUGUUAUAUUCUCUUCGCCAGUGCCAUCAUUAUUGAUUUGGGGAUUUUGGUUAUAGGUGGCCGCCCCCCCAAGGCCAAGGCCAAGGCCACGGGCCAGAGAACAACUACCAGUCAUCCACACACACACAUAUAUAUACCUAUAUUCUUCUAUUUCUAAUUUUGACUACUUUUUCUUUACUCUCUGCACAACACAACAACAUAUCCAUUCAUUUCAUUUUGGUUUCUUUGGUGAAUUAAUAUGCAAUGGUAGGAUGAGAACAAAUAAUUAUAGUCAAGGGUUAAAUGAUGAUGGCGAUUAAUAAUUUGCAGAAGCUACUAUCGUUGCACGCAUAGCAACUGCCGAGUGAAGAAGAGGGUAGAGCGACUGUCGGAGGAUUGCCGGAUGGUGAUAACCACUUACGAAGGUAGACACAACCACUCUCCUUGCGAUGACUCCAAUUCUUCGGAGCACGAACCCUUUACAUCAUUCUGACUUCCGGCUCAUUAAUUCCCGGCCAACCCCCAAUAACUUUUUUUUUUUUUUUUUUUUAAAUUUAUAUAUAUAUUUUUUUCUUUUUACAUCCCUGCCUUCCUAAUUUCAUUUCCCCCUUUUCUUUCUUUCCCUUUUCUUUGCAGCUUGUAUAAUUAUUAUUAUUAUUAUUAUUAUUAUUAUUAUUAUUAUUUCUUUCACUUUCUAAGCAAAA
This is a messenger RNA of Cucumis melo (muskmelon), 1987 nucleotides long. Its product is annotated as probable WRKY transcription factor 12. The coding region runs from base 124 to 798 and encodes 224 amino acids. Gene Ontology annotation, biological process: regulation of DNA-templated transcription. The transcript is spliced from 3 exons. Lineage: Eukaryota; Viridiplantae; Streptophyta; Magnoliopsida; Cucurbitales; Cucurbitaceae. Gene Ontology annotation, molecular function: sequence-specific DNA binding; DNA-binding transcription factor activity. The record is from RefSeq and is a predicted model, not a curated record.